Stegastes partitus (bicolor damselfish) is the source of this 1234-nucleotide messenger RNA. Its product is annotated as intracellular hyaluronan-binding protein 4. Bases 1 to 1113 code for a protein of 370 amino acids. Gene Ontology annotation, molecular function: RNA binding. NCBI's taxonomy places the organism in Eukaryota, Metazoa, Chordata, Actinopteri, Pomacentridae. Gene Ontology annotation, cellular component: cytoplasm; nucleus. The record is from RefSeq and is a predicted model, not a curated record. The transcript has 8 exons. Gene Ontology annotation, biological process: positive regulation of RNA splicing; positive regulation of translational initiation.
AUGCUGCCGGACACCUACGGUUGCGCCGUGGAGAACAGGUUCGGCGAUCUUCUGGAUGACGAGGCCGAUCCUUUCGACUUGAUCAGCGAAGUGGAAACGGAGAAUGAGAAAAAGAAGAAAAAGAAAAAGGAGGAGGAAGAGAAGAAAGGCAAGCAGAAAAAACCCGGGCAGAAGGAGUCCCAGAAGGAGAGACGGGUCCCAGUUGCUUUGGAUGCUCAAGACCCGGUUCCGGUCCGUAAGCAGCAGCAGGCACGUCCUGCACCAGUGGCUGAGCAUGGAGAUGGACAAGAGGCCCAGGGAGGCAUAAAGAGAGGUGCUGCUGCUGCUGCUGCUGCUGGCCAGCGUAGGGCCAACCAGGACGAACUCCCACGGGAGUUUUCCGUCUCUAGGCCCUCUGCUAAUACCGACUCUGACCUCAAGGGCAGAGGAGGGAACAGAGGUAGGAGAGGAGCAAAGGGUGGAGGAAAUACAAGGAACCCUGACAACUUCAAUGUGAGAGGCAAGAGAGAAUAUGACCGCCACAAUGGAACAGGUAUCUCUCCUGAGGAAAAGAGAGGAGGCAGGGGAGCCUGGAACUGGGGCUGUGUUGAAGAAGCUGCAAGUGAAGUGAUGGAGCUGACAUCAGAUACUCCAGUCAAAUCAGACGAACCCCAAAUACCUGUGGUGGAAGAGAAUCUGAAUCGAGCAACGGAUGAGGAGGAUGGAGAGAUGGUGGUCCAGGUUGCCAUGGAGAUGACCCUGGAUGAGUGGAAGGCCCUGCAGGAGACGAGUCGUCCCAAAGCGGAGUUUAAUAUCCGCAAAGCACAGGACAAGAUUCCCUCCAAAGCCAAGGUCAUCCACCAGUCAAAGCACCUGGAGAACCUCAAGGCCGCCGUGGAGGACACGGAGGAUGAAGGAAACUUCCUCCGCAGAUCUGUCAAUGACAUCACCUCCCUCAUGGACAUCAAUUUUGGGAGUCUUGGACGCCCGAGUCGCGGAGGAAGAGGGAGGGGAGCACGAGGGGGUCGAAGUGGUCGUCCAGAGAGAGCCGGUCCCCUACUGGAGAAGGAGGACAGUCUGGCGCCGAACCCUGACGACCCAGAAGACUUCCCGGCACUAUCAGCAGCAAGAUAACUGAAUUUGCUCUUCUUCGUUUACCUCCUGUUGCGAAACAAUUUCUAUGUUUCUGCAUUUCUUGGGAUUUGGGGUUCUAUUGCACUGAAUGCACAGUUUAAUAAAUGCCUUUGCAAGUUUU